Molecule: messenger RNA, 223 nt
Organism: Ilex paraguariensis (yerba mate)
Lineage: Eukaryota; Viridiplantae; Streptophyta; Magnoliopsida; Aquifoliales; Aquifoliaceae
Source: the annotation of a GenBank genome assembly
CAGGAGGAUCAAUGGCAGCUGUGGCUGUGGUGAAGGAAAUACUGAGAAACAUGUCCAUUCCGGUGAAGUUGCUGGAUGUGACAACACUUUCACAGCUGAGAAAAGAUGGGCAUUCAUCCAUUUAUGGGUUUGGUGGAAAUGAAGGAAAUGAUUGUAGCCAUUGGUGUCUUGCUGGUGUUCCUGAUACUUGGAAUCAGCUCUUGUAUGGAGUUCUUGUAGCUGG